This is a messenger RNA of Mytilus trossulus (common blue mussel), 3798 nucleotides long. RefSeq names its product GATA zinc finger domain-containing protein 14-like. The transcript has 7 exons. Lineage: Eukaryota; Metazoa; Mollusca; Bivalvia; Mytilida; Mytilidae. Gene Ontology annotation, molecular function: protein binding. The record is from RefSeq and is a predicted model, not a curated record. The coding region runs from base 1 to 3549 and encodes 1182 amino acids.
AUGGUCAGAUUUAAGAAAAUGCAAUUGGACGUUAAUGACUACUAUGUAGAAACUUACACAUACGGUGGACUUGGGGAAUAUGGUAUCUACACAUUAUCUCUUUACACAUAUACAUCAUCUGGUAAUGAACCUACACAAACAAUAGAAUGCCAAACAUUAACGGAUGUUCCAGCACGAGCACCGGAUACAGUGGAAGCAGUUGGUAUAUCAUACACUGAAAUUGAAGUAGACUGGACAGAAAUAGAAACGAAAGAUAGAAAUGGAGUACUCCUAGGUUAUAGAAUAAUAUAUUAUAAGUUUGUAAGCGCCUGGCCAAGUAAUAUUACAGUGGACAACACAACUCUUCAGCAUACUAUAACAGGACUUGACUUUGAUACAUAUUACUAUGUCGGCGUGACAGGAUUUACAAGUGCGGGAGAUGGACCAGUGACAACUGACACCAAUAAAACUUUAGGUUUACCGACCAACCCACCUGAAACGGUGACAAGAUAUUAUUGUUACGAAGCUGUUCCUGGUAUCCUUGUUUUUGGUUGGGAUGAAAUGCCAUGUACCUGUUAUGUUGGAUUGAUAGGAUUACUAAUUGUCAUCAAUUUUAUAUCUUGUCUUUGUUGUUGUUUCCGCAAAAAGUCAGACCCUGAAGACGAUAUGCAUUCAAGAGGAAGACGAAAAUUUCAAAGAGAAAAUUCGGUCGGACCUUCAUAUGACACGGAUAGCUGCUACAGUCUUGAUAAUGAAGACAGAAAAUGGAAAGAUCGUGGUAAUAUCACAGCACGUGACAUAUUUAUAACAUCACCAAGUCCUAGUGAAUACCCGCCUGACUAUUUUGACGAUUCAAUAUUUCCACCACGUAAAAUGACAAUUAUGCCAAGAGUAGGUAAAAAUAUAAAAGCUGAAAACAAAGCAAAAGACGAGGAGUACUACACUGACUCAGGAGAAAGAAAUAAUGCUGCAAUUAAAGAAGACGAUUAUGAUAGUGUAUAUCAUUCUGAUGAAUCACCCCCUAUAACACCAAGCACAAAAAGAAAAAUUAAAGUCGAACCACUACAGUUGUCAGAUCUGGACGACAAAAUUCAAACCAAGUCAAAUCAUCAGCUCUCAAAUAAACGAGUACUAUCACAAAAUUCCAAACAGAUAAAAGAACAAUCUACUACUGAAGUUAACACAACCAAAUCAAAUGACGAAGAUAAUAUGUCAAAAGAGGACAGGUCUCGAAAGAAACAAAGAGAAGACAAGAAAGUUUUAAAUAAACGAACGCCUUCUAAAAGCUCUUAUCGUUCACCAGGCACACAAAGACAACCGAGAGGGAGUCGAAAACCCAAAUUCAGUACUUCAUCUAGCGAUUACUCAGAUGACGAGCAUUCCUACAACGAGAACAUUUUGGGACACAAUGAAAACUCUGGCAGCAACACAGAAAGUGAUGACAAUACAUCCCCCGAAAAGGAAUCUAAAACAGAAAUAAAACGUAAACCAAAUUUACAAAAUGUACAUGCUUCGCAAAAAAUAGAUAAACGUAACGUCACCGAGAAACUGCCUUACGAUAUGGAACAUUCACCUCAUGAUCUCGAUCAGUUGUUUCUCUGCCGGUUAAGGAACCCACCAAAGAUGAAGCGUGUUGCAUCAGACAUAAUAAUUAAGAAUAGAGGCAUAAAAAAUAUGCAAAACCGACAAUUACCUAAAAACAAUAGUCUUCCUGAAUUCAAUGCACACCAAAGUAAUAAUUCAGGGCAUAAUGAUGAUUAUGAACAAAUCAAUAAACAAAAUAGUAAAGGACAACCAAAACACUUUGGUAAAUCCAAGGAAUACCCCGAUAAAGAUUCAGCUAACACAAAUCGUGGACCGUCCUACGGCAAUUAUGACGAUGUAAAUCAAGAUAAUCACGAUAGUUCUGAAAAUACAUAUAGACGGCCAGACAGAGUUGUUAAUAUCAAUGUUACACCACAAAAUUCUAACGAAAACAAUCAGCUUCAGCAAAAGCUUAAUUUAGAUAAUCUUAAUGGUGAAGAUUUGUCAAGAAGAAUGCAUAAAAGCAUGAGUGCACCAGAUUUUACAAAACAAGACAACCCGUAUGAAUCGAUGUUAGACAAAAGAGAACAAACGUUUCGAAACAAAAUCCAUGGGAUAUAUGAACCACCUCAGAUAACAGAAACAACCGAUGAUUACAAGGCACCAGAUUUUCAUCAAGAAAAUGGUACACGUCGCACGAGUCCUUCACAGCUUAGGAAAAGGUGGGAGCCAGAUAAUCAAACCAGGUUCAAUAUAUAUCCUGUCAAUGCAAGCGAGACAGGAAUAGAAAGUGAAAAUGAAAGAGAUGAACCAAGAAAGCAAUCGCGAUCCGGGAAGAGCAUGGAAUAUCCAGCAAUAAUAGAGCCAUUAUAUUAUUCGUCUGUUCCAGGUAUAUCAGACGAAUCUGCGAAGCAUAGGGAGCGUCCUCAACCAGGGACGCAAUAUAUGGACACAAGUAACAAUAAAACCCAUCCAUAUGAACUGACUUUAAACAAAAGGCAAGAAAAUCUUCAAAACAAUGCCAAUGACAUGCAUGAAUCAUCUCAGUUAACGGAACCAAUCGAUAAUUACAAGGCACCAGGUAUUCAUCAGGAAACUGAUAAACGUCGCACGAGUCCUUCACAGCUCCAUAGUAGAGGACAGCUAGAUGAUCCAACCAGGUUCAAUAUAUAUCCUUUAAAUGCUAGUAAGGCAGAAAUAGCAAGUGAAAAUGAAAGAGAUAAAUCAAAAAAGCAAACACAACCGAAGAGGAACACCGGAAAUCCGGAAAUAAGCGAGCCAUUAUAUUAUUCGUCUGUUCCAGCUGAUAUAUUAUCAAACGAAGCUGAUAAUUAUAGAGAGAGUCCUCCUCAAAGUACGCAAUAUCAAGAUUCAAGUAUCAUGAAAGACCGAAACCCAGAAAACGUUGGUAAACGAGUACGUACUAUGAUUAAUCCGGCGGAAGACUUUGCUAAUCCUCGAACAAACCAUGAUGCUGAUAAUGAUGUAAUAAAACCGGAUAAAGCACAGCCCAAUAGAGGAAUACUAAAGAAAUAUACAGGAUCUGGAAAUACUCCUAUCCAAAAUGACAACAAAACAAAUGUUAAUCCAAAAUCUAAAGCUCCGAAUCAACACGGUAAGGGUUCUCUCAACGAUUCAGCAGUGCCUGGCAUAUCAAACGAAAGUGCAAGAUUUCGAGACAGUCCAUUCAGGCAAGAUAAUAAAGACCCCUAUAAAACAAGCAAUAGAAAAGAUUAUCCAGAUGAUAGUAAACAACAAAGUUCUGCAAAGGAACAGCAACAUAUGUCAGCCAGGCCUAUUAAUGACGAAACUUCAAAUAUGCCGACCGGAUUUUAUCAUGCACCUAGUAAGACAGCAGGAAAACCUGUAAAUCAACCAAACGAGAAACGUAACUUUGAUAAACCUCCUGGUUCAAACAAUGCUCCUAAUGACACUCCAGAUCCUGUUGAUUUAGAUGACCCAAAUAUAAAUGUAGUGAUGAAAAUGUCAACUUAUCAAAAAGUACUUGAUUUCAUUAACUUGCUGAAAAAAACGAAACCAAAAUAAUCAAAACUGUUAUGAAUUUAUAAGUUGGGUGUAUGAAUGUUUACAACGUUCAACUUGAACAAUGAUACGUUUACUUUUAGAAAAAUUUAAUCCUGUGUAUUUUAGAACCAAUGGUACCAUUUGAGAGUUUAACAUUUAUCGUGGAUACAUUUCAACAGGUGCUUCGAAGAUACUUGAUUCAUUGUCCUCAUAUUUCAUAUGUAAUACAAUUGUUAAAACAAAUAAAAAAAUCGGACAAGUUCGAGAAAA